AUGCUCUACUCAUGCAUAGCUCUUGCCUUGCUUAGCAACUCUACUUGCCAUGGGAAGCAACUUCUUCUCGGCACUCCGACCGCUGAUCAGCUACCGCGGACCAUUCUGACUCUACCAUCUCUCCCUUCGCAAGCCUCCUUGCCGUCGAAGCCCUCCGAAUCUUAUCUUGUACUGCCGCCCAUUCCAUCCAUCGCCACCAUCCUUCCCAUUCCAUCCAUCCCCGUCAUCCCUACAGUCCCGCCAAUUCCGGCCAUUCCCACCAUCCCGCCCCUUCCCGCCAUCCCCACAGUCCCACCAAUUCCGGCCAUCCCCUCCAUCCCGCCUCUUCCAUCCAUCCCCAGCAUCCCAACCUUGCCAGCUAUCCCCACAGUCCCGCCAAUUUCGGCCAUCCCCUCCAUCCCGCCUCUUCCAUCCAUCCCCACCAUCCCACCCUUGCCGGCCAUCCCGCCCAUUCCAGCCAUCCCCACAGUCCCGCCAAUUCCGGCCAUUCCCUCCAUCUCGCCUUUUCCAUCCAUCCCCACCAUCCCACCCUUGCCAGCAAUCCCGCCCCUUCCAGCCAUCCCCACAGUCCCGCCAAUUCCGGCCUUCCCCUCCAUCCCGUCUCUUCCAUCUAUCCCCACGAUUCCACCCUUGCCAGCCAUCCCGCCCCUUCCAGCCAUUCCCACAGUCCUGCCGAUUCCGGCCAUCCCCACCAUUCCAAGUUUCCAAAGCAGUGAACUUGAAUGAUAUAAAUAUAUUUGAAGCGAUGAUUUUGUUUGGGUUUGAUAUUUGAAAUUUUCAUGUAUGUUGUUCUAGUUGCAAUUAGCUUAAUAUAUCGUUGUUACAAGCUA
Messenger RNA from Dendrobium catenatum, 830 nucleotides. RefSeq names its product protein app1-like. Bases 1 to 726 code for a protein of 241 amino acids. The transcript has a single exon. The record is from RefSeq and is a predicted model, not a curated record. NCBI's taxonomy places the organism in Eukaryota, Viridiplantae, Streptophyta, Magnoliopsida, Asparagales, Orchidaceae.